Saccostrea echinata is the source of this 1368-nucleotide messenger RNA. RefSeq names its product ciliary microtubule-associated protein 3-like. The transcript is spliced from 6 exons. Gene Ontology annotation, cellular component: ciliary basal body. Gene Ontology annotation, molecular function: cytoskeletal protein binding. Gene Ontology annotation, biological process: regulation of cell projection organization. The record is from RefSeq and is a predicted model, not a curated record. NCBI's taxonomy places the organism in Eukaryota, Metazoa, Mollusca, Bivalvia, Ostreida, Ostreidae. Bases 64 to 648 code for a protein of 194 amino acids.
AAAUAGUAUUUUUGGAAAAAAAGUUUAAAUACAUUUCUGUUGUUGUGAGCAUAUUAAAGCAGGAUGGAGGUGGAAAAGAAACAAAAGGUUUCUUUCAUGACCACUAUGGACAGGGAGCUUUUCCCUGUUAAAAUGCCUCCAAACAGAUUUGGGAAUGAAAUAGUUCCAUUAAGAGGAGCUCCUCACAGAGGACCUGGGUGUUAUGAAAAUGAGGAUAAAACCAGCUUCAUGUACCAGAUUGAACACAACAUUAACAGCACAAAAGGAUAUACACUAGGAGCAAGAACUUCUCGGAGAUUUCCUAGAACAGUAGUGUUUGAAACACCAUGUCCUACAGAAUAUCAGCAGAAAAAUUCUAUGCUUAAGGAAUUUGAGACAGAUCAGAAACCAUUUCUAGUUGGUGCCGACAGAUUCCCCAUUUAUAAACGAGACAUUGUGGAUGUUUUACCAGGUCCUGGAACAUAUGAGCAUGAAAUUCCAAAGAACCGUAAAGUUCAGUGGCACCAAUCCUUUGGUGGUUCUCCUGUGUACCUCCCAGAAAUAUCAGUACAAAGUACAAUAGGACAAAAUACAGAAAAGCUAUACAGUACAAAAGAAGAAAGGAAAUACCACAGAAAGCUUGCCUACCUCAAACUUUACUAUGACUGACACCUUGUGGAAUUUUAAACUCUAAGUACAUUUUCUAAUACCACAUUCUUACUUUGACAACAAGAAGAUAUAGAAUCAAGAAGUUUUUUAUCUUAACAACCCAGAAAAACUAUUAUUUUUCAUUCUAUUUUUUAUUAUAUUGGUUAUAUUUUAAUUUCAAUCUGUGCUUAUUUUGACCCUGACAUGGUCUUGCAAAAUACAGCUGUGUUUUUGGAAUACAAAAUAACUACCUGGUACAUGUAUCAUGUAUAGUUAUUAUAUAUCUUUAUGGUUCAAAGAAGUGUGUCUAGGUUUAUUGAAAAAUAUUUCAAAUCAUGUGCAUAAAAAAAAAAUCAUUUUUUAAUUGAGCAAUGACAAUGCUUAAAUGAAUGUAAGAAUAUAUACAAAGGAAUGUUGGAAAUCCUCUUUUAUUUUUGGGGCAAAUGAUCAAUUUCAAAUUAGAUUGAAUUAAAUUUCAAAUUUAGAUUACAUAAGACUUUAUUUCUCAAGAGAACUUUUUUGAAAUUUUAUACUAUUUAACUGUGAAGUGUUACACGAUAUGACUGGAAUUUUUAUUACUGGUAUAAAUUAAAACAUUAAGACUUGAGGAAAAACAUGAUGUCUGUUGAAAUUGGUAUUUGAUAAAAAUUCUUUUGUUUUUGAAGAUGUCCUUGUUUUACCUAUUUGUUUUGUUAUUGUUUUGUUAUUGUGUUUAUAAAAUACUUUUACAAUUUUGUCACA